This is a messenger RNA of Jatropha curcas, 500 nucleotides long. RefSeq lists its product as uncharacterized. The record is from RefSeq and is a predicted model, not a curated record. Lineage: Eukaryota; Viridiplantae; Streptophyta; Magnoliopsida; Malpighiales; Euphorbiaceae.
CCAUUGGACUUGCACGAACCCAAAACCCAAAGGAGAAAAAUCUUAGACAAAUAAGGUUUCGCCUUACCUUAUCUGUUGAAUAAAAGUUUAUCGUCUAUCAGCGAGAAGAUAAAAGAGAAAAUGGAGGCAGCAGGGUUGCAAAUGGCACUUCCUAUACUGGGAAUUGUAGCUGCUGCUGCUGUUACUUUCUAUGCCGUAAGCUUUUCUGAGCUAAGUGAGAAAUCUUUUAGGGACUUGGAUGAGUCAGAAAAUGAAGGUGGAGGUGGAGGUUUCAGGCCAACUCUCAGCUCUAGGGAAAGAAGAGCCAGAAGAAAGGCUGAGAAACAGUCCAAGAAAUAAAAAUUAUAAAGGCAAAACUUAAUUUGUAAUAAUUAUUUUUUUUCUUAAACAAUUGUUAGAUUCCUAUAGUGAUGAAACGUAUAAAACCCAUGAUAUUUCUUAUUAGAUGUAUUUUGAAUGGAACAAUUAAAUAUAAAAUAUUUAUUUUAUUGACAAAUUAA